AAACUAUUGGCGUCACAAAUCAUGCUCAAAAAUCACUUGGUGAUAUUGUUUAUGUCAAAGUACCUGAAAUUGGUACUGUCAUCAAACAGUCAGAACAUUGUGGAGCUGUAGAGAGUGUUAAAGCAGCCAGUGAUAUUUAUACUCCUGUAAGUGGAGAAAUUGUUGAAGUUAAUGAAAACAUAGUAGAAUUGCCUGGACUAAUAAACAAAAGUCCUGAGGCUGAUGGUUUGGAAGAGUGGGCCCAAACUCAAAUACGAAAAAAUAGGUUUGAGCCCUAG
This is a messenger RNA of Dentiscutata erythropus, 278 nucleotides long. The record is from the annotation of a GenBank genome assembly. Lineage: Eukaryota; Fungi; Glomeromycota; Glomeromycetes; Diversisporales; Gigasporaceae.